AUGAACGAUUCUACCAAGGACGCCCUCUACAAGGUUGCUGAUGUCACAAAGACUAUUAUCCAUUGGGGUUUCAUUCCCUUUGUCAUUUACUUGGGUAUGACCCGUAGCAACCCCAGACCUUCAGUCCUCAAGCUCAUCAGCCCUCUUGCUUAA
Molecule: messenger RNA, 153 nt
Organism: Mucor mucedo
Lineage: Eukaryota; Fungi; Mucoromycota; Mucoromycetes; Mucorales; Mucoraceae
Product: TOM7 family-domain-containing protein
Exons: 3
Coding region: 1-153 (50 amino acids)
Biological process (GO): protein import into mitochondrial matrix; protein insertion into mitochondrial outer membrane
Cellular component (GO): mitochondrial outer membrane translocase complex; mitochondrial outer membrane
Source: RefSeq, a predicted model, not a curated record